AUGGAGUUGUUUUAUGUUGUGUUCUUUAUUUGUUCCUUUUCAUAUGUGCAAUGCGACAUUUGCGAUAAUUCAAAUCGGAUUGUAUUAGAGAAAUAUGAAGUUUAUCUAAUUGGAUUUUCCAUGUUAAUAAUGUUCCUAACUACAAUUUGCCUAUCAAUCGCAUUGUAUUUGAUUAGGAAUAAUAUAACUAUAUUUGGAAUAAACAUCAACAAAAAACCUAUCUACAUUAGGCAAGAAUCAACGCAAGGAGUUUCAGUGCGUAGUUAUACUAAUACUGUUAACGACUUACCCAGAAACGACAGUACACUCACAGUAAAUAGUGGCAUAGUAGAAAUCAGUGGAUUAACGGAACCUGAAACACCAAUACGUCUUGAACCCAAAGAUGAAAAGAAAGUUCCAUGUAUUAAAAAGCCUUUAAUGCCAAUAAUACCAACUAUGCAAAAAGCACAAAUGGAUGAUAUAAUAAAACAAGUUUUAUUAAGUAAACGUUCAGAACGUGGCUCAACAACCCUAAGGGAGCUAGAUGCUUUUACAAACCAAAGAACUACCGAAAUAGAUGAAAAAGGAAGUACUUUUAAUGACGCUUCCGCAAAUUCGAACGCUUUCGAUGCGAUAACUAAUGACAAUUAUGAUGAUGAAUUGUUGUAUGUAAAUCUACCUUCAAAACCAAAAAGUCCCUCAAAUUCACGUGAACUUAAAAAAGCAGGUACGAGCCCUCUGAAAGAAGGAGAUUUAGUGGACGGAUUUGCCAAUGAAACCCAUGUAAAAAUUACAGAUGAUAAUGAUGUUUAUGAUAUGUUACCUAAUCAAGUAAGAUGUGUUGAAGAAAGUUCGGACUAUGAUAACAUCAAAAGUGCACCUGUGUAUGAUACUCCUCCAAGAACAAGUUGGGACAAAGGUGAAAGCAAUGACGCAAUUUUAGACCAAGAUACAAAUUAUCUACUACUCUUAUCUAAGAACAGACAUGAUGACGUAACGAGUUACAUCAACGCCAGACAUCGUAAUACACCUUAG
Messenger RNA from Arctia plantaginis, 1014 nucleotides. The record is from the annotation of a GenBank genome assembly. NCBI's taxonomy places the organism in Eukaryota, Metazoa, Arthropoda, Insecta, Lepidoptera, Erebidae.